AUGGCGGCGGUGCCCACAGAACCGCUCUGCCAAGCCUUGGCGCAGAUCUGCAGCGACGAGGACAGGGUCGUCUUCCGGGAGCAGCGCGCCCUGGAAGACGCGGACGUAGUUUCUGUCGGGGUGUUGGUGGUCGCUGGCGAAGGGGGCGCCGUAACAGUUGCCAUAGCUGUCAGCUCCAGCGUGCCGCUGCGGCUGCACUGGGCCACCGCUGACGACCUAUGCGGCGGGUGGCGGCCAGCCCCUCACGGGUGGGUGACGCGGCCUGCGAGGUCGUUCGAUGCUGGCGGGGGCGCGUGGGCAACCGACCUCGAGGAGGCGUCGCCCGGCGUGCAGCUGGUCGAGGUGGAGCUCCGCGCAGAGAGGGCCGCGCUCGCGUUUGUGCUGCGGACGCACCAGGACAGAUUCAUCAAGCAUCACGGGCGCGACAUCUACGCGGAGUCUGGCCUGACGCCGGAGUGUUGGGACGAGGAGGUGCUGCUGGACGACCACCGCGUGGUGGGAUUCGCCACGAAGGCCUGGUGCGACGACGCAGGGGUCGCCCACGUGCUGCUGGCGGCGGGGGCCCGCGAGGCGCUUGCGCUGCACUGGGGGCUUGUCGAGCGCGCAGGGGGCCGAUGGCGGCGGCCGCCCCAGGGCUGGGCGGGCGAGCCCCCAGGCUCGAAGCCGUGUGGCGACGGCGCCCUGGAGACGCCGUUCGAGCACGUCUCCGAGGGCUCCUACCGCCUCCAGCUGGAUCUGCCCCACGGCCGCUUCAGUUCCCUCGCCUUCGUGCUGCGCCUGGCAGGCGGCAUCUUCGUGAAGCGAGGGGGCCGCGACAUGCUGCUCGCUCUGCCAGGGCGCGGCGAGCACAGCGAGGCUUCGGGUGGCGGCCCCUCCUCGGAGCAGCACAUGCCGCGCGAGGAGCGGCACCCCGCGCCACACCACAGCGAGGACCCGCCAGCCGGGCAGGACGAGGUCGAGGACGCUGCAGAGGAGCGGCCGGCAUUGCCGCCCGCGGUUGCUCGCGCAGAGCGCAAUUUGAGCGACUUGCAGCGCCAGCUCGGGAAGCUUGCCGGCGGCGGCUCUUUCGACCGCCGGCUUGUGGAUGAGAUCGUCCGGAACGAGGAGCACUGUCAGCGCUCCCUGAUGCACCGCUACAACUUCGCCGCGGAGUUGCUUCAGCGUGAGGGAGCGCCUGGGGGCAUCGGCCAGGACCAGCUUGUAGUGCUCUUCGUGUGGCUUCGCUUCAUGAGCAUGCGCCAGCUGGUGAUAAACCGUAACUACAAUAUCAAGCCUCGCGAAAUCAGCGCGGCGCAGGAGCGGGUCACCCUGACGCUGGCAGCGGUGCUGCAGCAGCGGCCAGAACUGCGAGAAGUCGCGUGGGUGACCAUGGCGACUAUCGGCCGCGGAGGCGCUGGAGACACCGGCCAGCAGAUAAGGGACCAGAUCCUCGAGGUGCAGAAGCGCAACGAUUGCAAGGGCGGUAUGAUGGAGGAGUGGCACCAGAAGUUGCACAACAACACCUGCCCCGACGACGUGUCGAUCUGCGAGGCGCUGUUGGCCUACAUCGAGGAGGACUUGGACGUGGGCGCCUACUGGUCCCGAUUAGCCAAGGACAACGUCACAAGGGAGAGGUUGGCAAGUUACGACCGCAAAAUAUGCAGCGAGCCACGCUUCCGGCCAGAGCAGCGCAGGGGCUUGGCGCGGGACCUCACAGACUACUUGCGAACCCUCAAGGCCGUGCACUCGGGUACCGACCUGGAGUCUGCGAUCGACGCCGUGCUCGGCAAGACCACGCUUCCAGAGCGCUUGCGCGAGCUGCUGGCCGCCACGCAGCUGCUCGCAAAGGAUGUGCGGGGCGAGGGCGCAGCGCUGGCGGCGCUCGAGGCUGCAGUGGAAGCGCGCUGGGAGCUGCAGCCCCUGCUCGACCAGGCGGGCCGCCAGCGCGCAGGAGGCGCGCAGGGGAAGGACCUGCUGUACCUGGACAUGGCCCUGGAGGCCACGGUGCGCACCGUCGUGGAGGGCGCCCUGGCACGCCUGGGCCAGUCUGCGCCCGAGGAGGUGAUGGCCGUCGCCGCGGUGGUCCUGGAGAGCCUGGCGAUCUCCGCCGGCAGUAACGAGGAGCUGCUGCGUUGCCUCCGGAGCUGGCGGAGCGCCGCGUCGUGCACACGUGGCCCCGCCGAGCUCGCCCUGCGAGUCAAGGCGGCAGCGGAGCGUGUCGGCGCGGAGCUGGCCGCCAGGGGAGACCGUUUCGCGUGCGCGCUGCAGCCAGCUGCUGAGGCGUUGGGGCGUGGCCUUGGCGUGGAUGCCGACACCCUCGGGCUCUUCUCGGAGCAGGUGGCGCGCGGCGGCGCAGCAGCUCCCUUGGCGCAGCUGCUGCGCGUGCUGGACCCCAUGCUGCGCGGGAUGGCGGACAUGGGCGCCUGGCAGGUGAUCUCUUCUUUCGAGGCGCAAGGCCGCGUGCUCUGCGUCAGCGGGCUCGCCAGCCUGCAGCACGCGUCCCUUGAGGAGGCCACCGUGCUAGUAGCGGAGCGGGUGGGCGGCGAGGAGGACAUCCCAGAGGGCGCCGUGGCGCUGCUGACGCCCGACGCGCCCGACGUCCUCUCCCACGUGGCGGUGAGGGCCCGCAACGAGCGCAAGCUGUUUGCCACGGUGUUCGAUGCGGAGGCGAUGCAGGCGUUGCGCGCGCUCGCCGGGAAGGUGGUCCUCUGUAGGCCCGCCCCAGCGGGCGACUCCGUCGCCAUCGAGGCCGCAACCGGCUCCGAGCCAUCGCCGCGGGCGCCCGCGGCACCGUGCGCCACGGCCAGCGGACCGCGCCUGGCACGGAGAGCCUUCUGUGGGAGGUGGGCCCUGUCGCCGCCAGACUUCAGUCCGGAGAACACGGGCGGGAAGUCGCGCAACUUGUGCGCCCUACGCGGGAGGCUGCCGCAGUGGAUCCAGCUGCCCGCCAGCGUCGCCGUGCCCUUCGGCGCCUUUGACGCGGCGCUGGCGGAGGCGGCGAACGUCGGGGUUGCAGGCAGUUCCACCUUGAGAGAGAUCCGCGAGGCGGCGGCGGCGGUGAAGCCCUCCCCUGGCAUGGCCUCGGCGCUGCGGGCUGCGUUUGACCAGGAGGGCAUUCCGUGGCCUGGGGAGCCAGGCGACGGCGGGCGCGGCGCAGCCGCGUGGUCGGCUCUGGCCGCGGUGUGGGCCUCGAAAUGGAACGACGCCUCGUACGCGAGCUGCUGCAAGGCAGGGCUUCCGCAUAGCGACGUCUCCAUGGCUGUGCUGUGCCAGCAAGUCGUAGACGCCCGCUAUUCCUUCGUGAUUCAUACAACAAACCCCUUCACUGGCGAUCGUGAUGAGCUGUAUGCCGAGUUAGUGUGCGGCCUUGGAGAGGCCCUGGUCGGCAACUACUCUGGGCGUGCGCUUGGCUUCAGCGCACGGAAGGACGACACGACCAAGAUCACCAUCCGCAGCUUCCCGAGCAAAAGCAUAGGCCUCUUCGUGGAGGGUCCCACGAUCAUCUUCCGGUCCGACUCGAAUGCGGAGGACCUUCAGGGGUAUGCCGGAGCAGGCCUGUACGACAGCGUCAUCAUGGACAAGAGCGCACAGCAGCCGAUCGACUACUCGGACGAGCCGUUGUUGACGGACGCCCGCUUCCGAGAAGAGGUCCUUCGCAGCGUGGCCGCGAUCGGCGUGAGCGUGGAGCAGGCAGCGGGCGCUGCUCAGGACGUGGAGGGCGUUGUGGACCGCCAGGGGGCGUACUUCGUCGUGCAGACGCGGCCGCAAGUGUGA
Prorocentrum cordatum is the source of this 3753-nucleotide messenger RNA. The record is from the annotation of a GenBank genome assembly. NCBI's taxonomy places the organism in Eukaryota, Dinophyceae, Prorocentrales, Prorocentraceae.